Molecule: messenger RNA, 1866 nt
Organism: Chaetura pelagica (chimney swift)
Lineage: Eukaryota; Metazoa; Chordata; Aves; Apodiformes; Apodidae
Product: disintegrin and metalloproteinase domain-containing protein 32-like
Exons: 17
Coding region: 1-1866 (621 amino acids)
Biological process (GO): cell adhesion; binding of sperm to zona pellucida; proteolysis
Cellular component (GO): plasma membrane
Molecular function (GO): metalloendopeptidase activity
Source: RefSeq, a predicted model, not a curated record
AUGGUACUGCAGGUCACAGUUCCCCAGAAGUUGCUCUCAAAAGGAGCUGGAGAGACGGACACGGUGUCCUACGGCCUCAGGAUCGAGGGGAAGCCGUACACCAUCCACCUGCAGCAGCAGUACUUUUUACCUGAUGAUUUCAGGAUCUACACGUACGAUGAGGAGGGCUCCUUGCACUCUCACUGGCCCCGUGUCAAGGCAGGCUGCCACUACCAGGGGCACAUCGCGGGCUUCCCCAGCUCGGCCGUGACCCUCAGCACCUGCUCGGGGCUCAGGGGCCUGCUGCAGUUUGAGAACGUCAGCUACGGGAUCGAGCCCCGGGCUUCUUCUCCUGCCUUCGAGCACUUUGUGUAUCGAGUGAGUGAGAAGCAGGUGGCAGGUUCCCUGCUGGCCAACGGCCCCACUGCCCGGGGGCUGGGCGACCUGGUGCCGGAGGAGGUGGCCAAGAAAGCUCCUGGGGCUGAGCAGUACAACUACCUGGGUGCAGAUGAAGAAGUUGUGACACAGACCAUGUUUGAGGUUUUCAGCUUGCUCAGCAGUAUGUUCAGGUCUCUUAAUCUCACAGUGACGCUGUCCUCCAUGGAGGUCUGGAUGGAUAAAGGCACCUUUAGGACAACAGGGGAUGGAGAAGAAGUGCUGGGGCGGCUGCUGAAGUGGAGGCAGACCAGCCCUGUCCUGCAGCCCCACGAAGUGCCCUAUCUGCUCCUGCCUUUCAAGCCCAAGAACGCCCUGUGCCGCCCCGCGGCCGACCUGCACUGUGACCUGCCCGAGUUCUGCAACGGCUCCUCGGCGUCCUGCCCCCCCGACCUGUACGUGCAGGACGGGCACAACUGCCUGUGCGUUGGACAAAUGCUGCACUCCCCAGUGUACCUUCAGAGAAGGAGUGAAUUGCACCGUGGGAUUAUGUUGUGCAAAUUGCCAGGUAAGUUCAAGCCCAAGAACGCCCUGUGCCGCCCCGCGGCCGACCUGCACUGUGACCUGCCCGAGUUCUGCAACGGCUCCUCGGCGUCCUGCCCCCCCGACCUGUACGUGCAGGACGGGCACAACUGUGAGCACAGCAGCGGGUACUGCUACCAGGGACGCUGCCGCUCUCCAGACCUGCAGUGCCGGCAGCUGUGCGGCAAAGGUUCAAGAAAUGCUCCUUUGAUCUGUUAUCAAGAAGUCAACAUGCAAGGGGAUAGGUUUGGCCACUGUGGCCGCCACCCAUCACGUGGAUAUCAGCGCUGUAGCUGGGAGUCUGUGGGCUGUGGAAAGUUAGUAUGUUCAUACCCGGGUGCUGUUCCCUUCACCAAAGCCAAGGUUGCUGUAAUCUAUGUUCGAGUGGCAGACCAUCUGUGCCUGUCUUUCGAUUUUAUGCAAGGACCCAAGGUGCAAGAUCCUCUCCUGAUGAAAGAUGGCACAAAAUGUGGCCAUGAGAUGGUUUGUAUGAAUGGUACCUGCCACCCACAUUCCAUUUUGAACUAUGACUGCAACGUACAGAAAAAAUGCCAUGGGCAUGGAGUGUGCAACAACAAGAAGAACUGCCACUGCCUGCCGGGCUGGAGCCCCCCUUCGUGUGAGACCCGAGGGUCCUCCGUGGGCGGCAGCAUCAACAGCCCGCCGGACGCAGAUGAUGUCACCGAACAGUCUCUCCUGGUCGUGUUGAAGAACUCGCUGCUCCUGAGCUUCAGCAGUGUCUUCCUGAUCCUGCUGUGUGGCGGCGGCGCCGUUGCAAAGUGGAGCUGGCUGAAAAAAUACUGUGCAAGGAGGGAUUCACAAGCAGAGAGCUCCGAGGAGGGCGGUAACGUCCGGGAGACAGAGUUGGAGUCAGACAGGGAGUCAAGCCUGGAGCUGCAGAAAGCGCAGAAGCCGCAGAACAAGCCGUAA